Astrephomene gubernaculifera is the source of this 1464-nucleotide messenger RNA. NCBI's taxonomy places the organism in Eukaryota, Viridiplantae, Chlorophyta, Chlorophyceae, Chlamydomonadales, Astrephomenaceae. The record is from the annotation of a GenBank genome assembly.
CUGUGCAUUACAACCGUUUGGGCUUUGUAGUUGCAGCAACGUGGUGAUAUUGACAAAGAGUGUGUGCAGAGUUCGCAAAUAACUCGACGUACGUCUGCAGAGUCCGCAAACAACUUAAGGAAAAGCCACCCAGUACUGGACCUAGACCACCUGAGUUAACUUUAAUUUGGCUGUUCCUAUGUCAGCCUUACCGUACGGAAGACCUGACAGAGAACAGCUGAAGUGCUGAACAGAGACCCAGCGCCGAUCAUGCCAAGCAUGCGUGCGGCUUGAAAGUCAGUAACAUGUCUAUUGCUCUUUCAGACGAAGCGGAGCUGCAAGUGCAGGGUUACCUGCGCUUCGCAAAUCUUAAGCGCGAGCAGCAUGUCCGUGAGGUUGUUUCGACAAUCAGCGAUUUCAAGUCUAGCCGCAUCCGAGAAGGGGAAAUGUAUAAUUUUCGGGAGCUUUUGGCGUUAUUCAGCGAGUUGGAGCAGGAAGCGAGGCAGCUGAUUGAGAAAGAGAUCCAGGACGCCUACCACACGAAUGCGCUGCUCGUGAAGCUGCUGCUGGGUCAGGCUCAGGCUGCGGGAGUGGAGCUGGCGGUGGACACCAACCAGCUGGAGAACGAGUUCCUUCUCAAACAGGCCGCCCGCAACCAGGUGGCAUUGCAGGAGAAGGAGCUGCGCGCUGCCAGUGAGGCCGCCGCGGGCAAACUCGCAGAUAGCAAGCAGUUCACGCAGAUGAAGGCGCUGAUGCAGGCCAAGAGCCAGGAGGUGGCGGCGCUGCGCAAGCGGCUGGAGAAGUACGAGCCGCACAAUGUGCCCAGCGCCGAUACGGCGUGAAGAAGGGGCGGGAGGGGUUGAGGGUUGCUGAACAGGGCGUGAAACGUGCAGCGGGCUCCUAUUGAUUGCUUGAUAACCGUCGGUGGCCUGGGGAGUUCCGUACUAGUACAGUAGGGUCGUGUAGGAACAUUAUAAUAUUGGCGAAGCUGACAAUAUAGUGUAAGGACCCGUAGUGGCGAGGGCGUUGGUUGUCGUGCUGUGCACUGCCACCAUUGGCGACUUAGUCCGUGGCCAGCUACCCUAGGAAAGUUAGUGCAUGUCGUAACAGACCUGGAAGGGAGGGGGUCCCAAGGUUGAGGGUAACCCUCCCCCUUCACGGCAGCCAAAGGUCGGACCCACGGACCGUGAAAUGUCUAGUUCUGCCGCAGGCCUUCUCCUGCUUUGCCGCCAGGGCUUUUCUUGGGUUUGGGACAGGGUUAAGAGUGAAUAACUGUGCGCAACAUCGGACUCUGAACAUUUAGAUGGGUGCCCUUGGUAAUUACACAUGCCCCUGGUAUCGUGAGAGGCCUAACACACUUGCUUACCUGCAAUACUGACGCGUUCAUACAUAGGCCAACAGCUCGUCCUGCUUGCGGUAACGUGCUCACGUGCACACCCAACAGUGUGGCCUGUGCCGUACACGGACAAUAGCUUUGAUUCCAUG